AUGAAUUCCCUGUGUCUCCUGAGCUGUCUAAGCUCCACCUGGUUUCUUAUAGUGUACUCACACAUGAUACUGGAGGAAAAGCUAUACACCAAUACGUCUUCUUCCUCGGGUCUACAGCACGGGAGCCUGUCAGAUGCACCACCCAUCGUCAUUGUAGAGUUACCCAAAACCGCAAAGAAGAAAAAAAACAAGAAACCAAGAAAGAACAAAUUCAGCGUCAAAAACAAACAUCCACCUCCUCCCCCCAACUGCGUGCCAUUGUGGGGAAGCUGCAAAACCCCCAAUAAUGUGUGCUGUGAGUACUGCGCUUUCUGCCACUGCCGCCUCUUCAAGACUGUGUGCUAUUGUCGAAUGGGAAACUCGCGGUGUUGA
Salvelinus namaycush (lake trout) is the source of this 372-nucleotide messenger RNA. It is a transcript of the gene asip1, whose product is annotated as agouti signaling protein 1. Gene Ontology annotation, biological process: melanosome organization; positive regulation of melanin biosynthetic process; hormone-mediated signaling pathway. The coding region runs from base 1 to 372 and encodes 123 amino acids. The transcript is spliced from 3 exons. Lineage: Eukaryota; Metazoa; Chordata; Actinopteri; Salmoniformes; Salmonidae. Gene Ontology annotation, molecular function: melanocortin receptor binding; neuropeptide hormone activity. Gene Ontology annotation, cellular component: extracellular region. The record is from RefSeq and is a predicted model, not a curated record.